AUGGCGCGCGGGAGGGGCGCCGCUUCGGCCGCCGAGGAGCCCGAGGCGACGGGCAGGCCUCCCGUUGCGGCGGGCAGAGGCGCCGCCGCGGCCGCUCCCACUGGCCGCGGCGCUCGCGGCAGAGGAGGCGGUGGUCGCUCGGCACCGCCCAGGGAGAAGGGGAAGACGGCGGCGGAGGCAAGCAGCAGCAAGGAGAGCAUCAUCGGCCCCAUCGGCGUUCGUCAGGUCUCCGCCGACACACGGGCCAACAACAAGGGCCGAUGCGGCAUCUGCAACAAGAGGGAGUCCGCAGAGAACCCCUUCCCCGACGUCAAGUUCCCUGGCGAGGCCGUCCAGAAGUUCACCGCGGGUUGCGCGUUCCACACGCUUGGCUACGUACGGGGCCAGUGGUAUCUUGACCAUGGGUGGGUCCAGUUCUGCGGCGUGUGCGAGUCCGACAAGGAGAUCUCCGAGGCCUUCGAUUUCACGUGUGGAGUCGCGGCUGGCCAGGCCAGUCAUGCUGGGAGCAGCCACGACGUGGCCAUCAAACAAGAGAUUGGCGUCACGGUCUUCUCCGACUGCGACCUUCUCACCGACGCGAACUACAAGCUCAACGUAGUGCCGAAGGGCGCCGAGGCGGUCACCAUGGCCGACGCGGGCGAGCGCAUCACCGAGCUCCACAACGAGCACCACGACGAGACGGUCAAGGGCGUUCUGAUCGCGAACCCCGACCAGCCGUUCUUGAACGUAAGGAAGUGGUCCAGCUCGUUUGGAUCUCAUUCCGAGUGGGCAUUGGAGGCUGAUAAGAAUUGCCGCGAUGGGCAGGGCCUUUCGACAGAGCAGAAGGUGGAGAAGUACAUGAGGGAUUUGUUGCCGACAGCGCUUCGGGGGCACGUCGCCGUCCCAACCCUGGAGGAUGUCCGAAAGCGAGCUCUCGGGGCGGCGAGGGCGAAAGGCUACAUGGCGGCGUCCCACUCUGGCUCGUGGGCGGAGGGCGCCAGCCCCGCGGCCUCUGAGCCAGUCGUCGUGCAGCAACCACCUCGGGCGGAACCGCUGGCACUCUGCGACGGCGAGGAGGGUGCACGUGGUGAUGCAGAACCAGCUGGCGGACACCAGGGAGCGACCACCCAUGCGAGCCCGCGCUCCCCUGCACCAGGAAGCGCCCCUCCAGGCGACCGCGCCGCCGACGUUCGCAGCAACGCAGAUGCGAUGUCGAACGCUGGCGGCGCAAUGUCCAGCAGCGGCAGGAAGAAGACGGUGGUGUGCGACGACGAUGCUGGCAAGCAUCGGCUCCAGGAGCUGGCGCGCGAUAUCAAUUUGUGCGACAUCCUGGAUAAGGGGAAGGACAGUCAUGGUUUUGGUAGUCGCAUCUACGCGCUGAGGCGCUUCAAGGCGUCUGUGGAAUAUGUGACUGAUGCCCAGAAGAAGCUCCUGACCGACACCGACGUGUGCAACUCGCUCGGCGGGGGCGCGGUGAAGACCCUCACGGCCGCCCAGAGGGUUGAGACCCUCAAGAAGAUCAAGCACGUUAACAUCACCAAUGCAAGGUCGUUCAAGCGGAAGCUCUGCGAGCUGCACCUCAAGGAGACCGACGACGUGGUCGACAGGUUCGCCCUCUGCGUGCCUUGGGUUGCGGACCUCGACGAAGCGGCGUUCUCGACGUCUACGCCGCUGGACGCGUUCAUCCACUACGUGGUCAACGGCAUCGUCAAGGCGGACAGGGUCGACAAGGCAAACGUGGAUGCCCUCCUGAGUGCCAUCGGCGACUACGUCGGCACCAAAGAGUUGCGCGAUGCCGCGCCAGAGGGCAUGCGUGACUACGCGUGCGAGCUGUUCGUCUUCAGUCAGAGCAUGGCCGUUCUCAUGGAUCCCACUCCCACGGCGUUGACGUUCUGCCCAAUCAGGGGCGACGUGCGGAAGUUCUUGAGGGAGGAGUUGGGCGCGGAGUGGAGGCUUGUGGUUUCGUCGUUCGGCGAGGAUCUGGCUGAUAUGCUUCGCGAAUACAGCCGCGCCCACUACACAGACACGACGCACGGCCCCAAGAUGAUGGAGUACGCGACGCAGGUCAAGCUCAAGCAGGCCUAUAUUUUUUUCGACGUAGCCAAACCUAUACUCGUGGACUUCCAGGUCUGGGGCGGGAUGUUGCGAUCGGGGGGUGCGAAUGACUUCUUGCACCUCAUCUGCACCGCCGUCUCUGGGUGGAUCCAGGGUCGACGCGCCGACGCGGCGCAUGGCGCGCGGGACGACGAGGCAGCGCACGUGGCCGAGUUCGAGAAGGUCUACAUGACUUUCCAGAUGGGGGCGGUAUCGUGGAGGGGCGUGGGCAAGGAUCCCACCCAUGCCCUUCAGCAGGUCGGGGACGACUUGGGCACGCUCCGAGAGGAGCUCAGUAAGGCAUCGUCCGAGUCGGCGCUCGUCCAAGCUUGUGCCGCCAUCGACCCGUCGUCCGACGAGAACCUGCAGACGAUCCGUGAGGCGAGGAAGGCGUGCGAGGGCAUGGUCUUCGCCAGGUAUUCUACCAGGAAGGUUCUCUUUGACACCUCAUCGGCCUGCAAGUCGCACGGGAUCGCCUCGAUCAAGAAGUUAGCCCAGACAGAUUUCGACGGCAACAAGUCCGACGUCGUGCGGUCCGCGCCCCCGGUGGUUGGCAUCGGCAUCUCCCUGCUCAGCCACGUCGACAAGCAGUUUCAGGAGGUGGCGACCUUGAAUAACGAGCUCGCCGUCCUCUUCUUGCGCGGCCAGUCGGUCGGGUCGGACAUCCGUCUGCGGGCGAAGAUGGGCGUGGAUUUCGAUUUCGGUGACGAGCCCGCCGUCCUGAUCCAGGCGAAGCUGCUCUUCGAGGGCGUCUGCGUGAAGUUCACGCCCCCGCACGAGGCCCAAGCAGACAUCCACAGCGAGUUCGAGGGGCUCCUCAAAGUGGACGGGGAGGUUUCGACGAAUGCCAACAAUUACCAGGUCGCCGACCCGAUCGUGAGCACCGUGGGCGGCAUGUACACGAAGGACAUCAUCGCGAUCUUCACCGAGUCGCUCUCGACCGUGCUUGAGUUCCCAUCGGAGUACUGGAAGUAUAUCAAGGAGCCGUGGGUGGAGAAGAUCAACGAGCUCUGCAAGUCCUGCGGCGGCUUGAUCAACAGUGAUGGCGAGCACUGGGCCUCCAAGUACGUCGGCGAUGACUUCGCUUCGUGGAUGGACGUUGCCAAGAGUGGGCUAUUCAAGCAGAAGGGGCUCGCGUCGAAGUGCAAGGCGCUCGAGAACGAGAUCCGCGGCCUUCGAGUGACUUGCGAGGCAGUGGCAACUGAGCACUACAAGGUAGCAGAAUUCGAGAGGGCCCUGGCCGAGUGCAAACAGGUGCUCUCCAGGACCCACGUGACGAUGUGGGGGGCGAAGGCCAUGCAGCCGCUGAAGGCUGAGAAGAAGAGCUCCCUGAAGGACGACCUGACCAGCCUGAAGGACGAGCUGCACGACAGCGCUGCUAUGACUGAGCAGGACGUGCUGCCCGCCGUCCUGGCGGAGGUGGACCGCGUGCUCGCGAAGGCGCUCAACGAGUGA
Messenger RNA from Prorocentrum cordatum, 3528 nucleotides. NCBI's taxonomy places the organism in Eukaryota, Dinophyceae, Prorocentrales, Prorocentraceae. The record is from the annotation of a GenBank genome assembly.